AUGACCAGUGAAAUGGAACUGAUAUGUCCUAACCUAUCUUCUAUCCCACCCAGUUGGUACACUAAAUCUUCCUUUUCCAUUGGGUUCUUGACUAUUUUCACUGGAUUGUAUGCUGUUUUUUUGAUAGUGAAAUACUCUCCCGCAUCAUUUCGACAAUUUAAAUGGUAUUUACUGGCUUAUCAGAUAUCCAGCAGUGUUGCUACUAUUUCUGCUUCCAUUUUAGUGGUUCCUGUCAUAUUAUACCCCGGGCCAAUAGCUUCUUCUCGUGGCUUGCUCAAUUAUAUGAAUAUUCCUUUGUACACUCAAAUAUUACUCGAUGUUGGCUUACAUGUAGCUUUCGGAGCUAUCAUCCUAAUUUUGUUCAUUUAUCGUCAUGCUGUGCUCAACAAAAUUGAUCCAACAUCAGUUCGAUUCAAAUCGUACUGUUUCUUGUUUUUUGUUGGAGCAUGCUCUCUUUAUUGCGUUAUUGGAGCUGGGAGUAACUCCGAAGGUGAAAAAGUGUUUACUCGAGAAGAACUUGUUAAGCAAUGUCCUGAGUUAGAGGAAUGGGACUGUUCAGAAGAUCGCUUAGUUCUUCUUUCACCAUAUCUCAUGAAAAAUCGACUGAUACCAGCAAUUUUUGUGCUACAAUUCGUGCUUUACAGCAUAAGUUUAGUGUACAUGGCCUUAUUUAUAUUCAAGUUCUGUGAUACUCACAGCUGUAUGUCGAUACGAACCAGAAAAAUGCAGAUGAAUUUGCUGCUCACUCUGACUCUACAGGCAAGUAUCCCAUUCAUUCUUAUUACUCUCAUUAUGACAAUUUGUAUCGUAGCAUAUACGUUUCAAUUCGCUUGGACAGGAUUCUCAUGUGCUAUACUUUUUUUGAUUUGCGAAUGCAAUGGAAUCGCUACAGCCUUCAGCCUCAUAUUAGUGAAUGAUGCAUAUAGAAACGAAGUGAAGCAAAUUCUUCUUCGGACCGUCAAAUAUCUGGUGCGUCUCAUGCAGACCCAUCGUUAUUCGUACGAAAAACAUGUAGUCAUUUAA
This is a messenger RNA of Auanema sp. JU1783, 1023 nucleotides long. Lineage: Eukaryota; Metazoa; Nematoda; Chromadorea; Rhabditida; Rhabditidae. The record is from the annotation of a GenBank genome assembly.